Exophiala spinifera is the source of this 996-nucleotide messenger RNA. RefSeq lists its product as uncharacterized. The record is from RefSeq and is a predicted model, not a curated record. Lineage: Eukaryota; Fungi; Ascomycota; Eurotiomycetes; Chaetothyriales; Herpotrichiellaceae. The transcript has 3 exons. Gene Ontology annotation, biological process: rRNA processing. Gene Ontology annotation, cellular component: nucleus. Bases 1 to 996 code for a protein of 331 amino acids.
AUGGGUUCCAGCGCUAAGAAGAAGCGUGAGAAGAAGAAAGAUUUUCAGCAGAAGCAGAAAUUGAAAGUCGGGAAAGCAAGACCCAAAGCUGAUAACCAUACAGAUACCAGCUUCAGGUCUAAAGCUAUCGUGUUAAAUCAACAGCUGGACGUCAAUGCCCCAAGUCAGGCGUCUGUUUUCCUGCAUCAGGUUUCCCUUCUGAGUUCUCGAGCCGAUACUCAACGUCACGAUGCCUUGGCCUAUUUGACGACGCACGUCGCUGCGACACCGGCCGGGAAUGCGCUCCCAAUUACCAUGAACAAUUUCCUUACUAGUCUCUGUCCUUUAAUGCUCGACGGCUCGGCAGCGGUAAGGACACAACUUCUCAAGCUCUUCCAAACAUUGCCGAAGGAAGAUGUCAAGGACAACGUCGCAAAGAUACUUCCAUAUAUGCGAGCCGGCAUGACUCAUCUGUCCAAGGACAUCCGCAUAUCUGCUAUCGAAUUUCUGUCCUGUCUGAUCGAGUUGGCGGGAGCCGAGUUGGUCUCUUGCCCAGGCGGGUGGUAUCAAACGCUGGGAUGUUUUUUAUCCAUUCUUGACUGGAAAUCGUCUGAUGCAAGUAAAUGGACGUCUGGUAAGGCGGGUUUCAGUGGUGACCCAAAAUCGACGGCACGAAUUAUGCAAGUCUUGGCUGCAUUUCUUCAGCAAGGGCUCUCAAAUGAUGGGUCCACACUAUCUGGACCGAACCCUAUGGCGAUAGAAUUUCCACUGUGGCAGACGGGAUGUGUAAUGAUACCUCGAAAAUCAAACCCUUACGGCUACCUAAACCUUUUCGGGGUCCAACUGGACGACGAAAAGCAGACUCUCGACGACCGAGAAGACAGACUUCGAGUUUACAACAGUCACUUCCAACCGCUCAUCGUUGCUGGUAUUGACAUCGCAAAGAAAGAGGGAGGCGAGCUUGGACGCGCUUCGGGCCUUUUGGUCAAGACACUUGAGCGCGCUAUGAACAAAUGA